AUGCAUUCCAAACGGUCCCUAUCACCCGCUCCACUCCCACCACCCAAACGGGCGCACACCACAUCCAACCCCGAGCAGCCGCAAGCGUCCUUCUCUGCCCACGCUCUUCAGUCGACGUUCGACACCCUGCUCUAUGACGAGAUCGUGCUCGUCAUCUUCUCUCAUCUCUCCUGGGCAGACCUCUGCGCCGUCCAGCCGACGAACAGACACUGGUCGCGGCUGUCGCUCGACAAUCAGUUAUGGAAGGACUUGUACCUCCGUGAGUACGGUCGGCCACGGCUGCGCGGGGUAAGAGGCUUCAUUGGUCGUGCUGAUGGGCGGGAGGUGCGGCCCCUGCCUGGAAGGGCCAAGUCGGACGAUGUGAAGGACUGGAAGUGGAUGUUCCGGAUCAGCUCCAACUGGCGCACUGGACGCUGUUCAGUGAAAUCUUUGAGCGAGGGCAUAGAGCUACCGUUGUCGACAGCACCUUCGCAGCAACCUCCAGACUUGGGAGGCGGCCAACAGGAGACGUUCUUGAUGAUUUCCGGGAACAUGACUAUCACUGCGUCUUCUCGCGCGUCGACUUGUCCGAUCGUCUCGCUCACAACGCCCUCACAUGGGACAUUCACCAUGCGCUGCCAGUCAAAUCGCUUAGGUAGCACACGCAUAACUUCUCUCGCCCUCGAUCAGUCUCCGCCCUCUUCUCACACUAUACGACUCGCAGCGUGUCUAGCCACGGGUGAAAUAGCGGUAUUUUCCCUCGACCACCGCACGCCCUCGCUGUCAUUCCGACAGCUCACAUACGUGCCUGUGACCCAGAAUUCACGUACAUCGCCCAUCAUCCAAGCCGUAUACCACCAUCCGCUCCUCGUCACGCUCUCGCAGGCGUUCCAUCUCUCGCUAUAUGACCUGUCCGACAACAACGUGGCCCACACACAAACGCUCACGUCCUUCACCUCGCACCCACCCAGCUCGCUCGUGCUGUCUUCUCCCUCGCCCUCCUCGUACAAGCUCGUGCUCGCGUACGCGAUCCCCGUCUACCCCUCACACUGGAGCGUGGGCGCGACAGAACUGCUCAUUUCCACCCGCGCGCCCACCCGCAUGGCAGUCACGACCACGCGCACGACGCGGGCGAUCGACGUGCCGCAGGGGUGGAUCGACGAGCACAAGCUCCGCCUGAUGCGCGAGCAGUGGGCGCGCAAGGUCGCGCGCGUCGCGGACACGCAGACGGACGGAAAGUGGGUCGUCCUCGCGCCCGGAGACCCGCUACUCCCGCCGCCCCCCGCCGACGCGCCCUCCUCACCUUCCCCCUCGCCUUCGCCAUCCCCCUCCGCGUCGCCGGUCCCCCGGUCCGCGUCGAGCCCGCGGAGCCGCUCGUCCACCUACGCCUCGUCCAGCUUGCACUCUGCCAGCGCGCUGCAGCUGUACCGCCUGCACCUCCCCGCGUCCGCGGCGUCCAGCUCCCUGCCGAAGCUGACGUUCGUGCGCAGCCUCCACGGCCAGAUUGGCCCGGUCUCCGCGCUGUCGCUCGCGGACGGGCGCUGUGUCAGCCUCGGGGUGAACGGCAGCAUAUGGGUGUGGGAUCUCGAGGGCGGGACGGGCGCCGAGGUCUCUGCUGGGUUUGCGGAGGGCGAGGAGGACGUCGGUGAUGAUCGUGCCCUGGGGGCGGCGCUGGCGGUGAAGGGGAACGCUGUGUUUGAUGAGCGGAGGAUUAUCACGGCGGAUGCUGCGGGUGUGCGGGUGUGGAGAUUCGAUAUUUGA
Fibroporia radiculosa is the source of this 1740-nucleotide messenger RNA. RefSeq lists its product as uncharacterized. The coding region runs from base 1 to 1740 and encodes 579 amino acids. The transcript has 3 exons. Lineage: Eukaryota; Fungi; Basidiomycota; Agaricomycetes; Polyporales; Fibroporiaceae. Gene Ontology annotation, molecular function: protein binding. The record is from RefSeq and is a predicted model, not a curated record.